UAAUUUUAAGUUUUAACCUCAUUGGUAAUAUAUUUAGGUGCAUUCAAAAAGGAGAAACCGGUUGCAACAAAAGAAAAUGAAUGAUUUGGUAUUUGUUAUGUAUAACAUAAAAUUGAAGGAGAGGAACUUGAAAAGACAAGCUGUCAUAGAACCAAUUAUUUUUGAAGAUGUCUAUUCCGAUGAUGAAUGGAUUACCGAAAAAGAAGAUCCGGUUCUUCCAACAAAAACUAAAUGGUUGAGGGUUCUUGAUGACAAAGUUCAAGAAGAUGAUUCCGAUGAAGAAGAUGAAGUAGAAAGGAUGACUAGGACACUUGAGGAAAUUUAUGCAAUUGAUGAUAAUGAAGAUUUGCAGCCAUUAAAUCCUAUUGAUGAAGCUAAUGAGGAAGAUGGUGCAGGGUUCAAUGAUGACUUUAUGGAUAUGUAAUUUUAGUUUCUAACUUUGGAGAGGGAUGAGUUAGGAUUUGAGAUUUAUGGACUAUUUUAUUUUGUGUUACAUCCUCUUUUAUUUAUAUUCAGACUUUAGAAUAUUUUCUUUUACUUUUAUUUAUAUUCGGACUUUAGAAUAUUGUUAGGAUUUGAGAUUUGAAGUCAUGGAUAUGUAAUAUGGUAUGU
Messenger RNA from Cornus florida, 612 nucleotides. RefSeq lists its product as uncharacterized. The coding region runs from base 77 to 424 and encodes 115 amino acids. The transcript is spliced from 2 exons. The record is from RefSeq and is a predicted model, not a curated record. Lineage: Eukaryota; Viridiplantae; Streptophyta; Magnoliopsida; Cornales; Cornaceae.